Zea mays is the source of this 1526-nucleotide messenger RNA. RefSeq lists its product as uncharacterized. The transcript has a single exon. The coding region runs from base 68 to 1084 and encodes 338 amino acids. Gene Ontology annotation, biological process: negative regulation of DNA-templated transcription. Lineage: Eukaryota; Viridiplantae; Streptophyta; Magnoliopsida; Poales; Poaceae. The record is from RefSeq and is marked provisional.
GCCAAAGCGCCCAAGCUACGAAACGCCAACUCGUCAAGAACCCCAGUUGUUGCCCGGCCGCGCAGCCAUGAGGUGGGGACUUAGAAGCAGCUGUAAGCAACGGCACAAGGAAUCCCUGCAACCACUGGAGCAAGAGAGCAAGGGGAAGAGCAAGGCCAGCUUCUCGUCCUUCUUGCCCCUGGCAUGGCUUGCCAAGCUCACGGCCAGGAACGGCGUGCCCGCUACCAAGGUCGUGCAUGCGACGUCGUCCGCGGCGAAGAACACGGCUCAGGCCGCCACCGCAUUCCCGUCCUGCUUCCACAAGCCCGCCAGCCCCAGCACCGCGUCGGCGUCGCGAAGCAGCCUGAGCCUGGCCUCUUCGUCAUCAUCCGCCGCCGACGCAGAGGCAGCCGGCAUUGUCCCUUGCCGUCGCGACGACGCUACCGGCGGGGACACGGUGGCAGGCAUCGCCCCGCGCCGCCGCUCGGUGGGCAACGAUGACGCCAGGACCGAGGCCGCGACCGCGACCGCGCGGCAGCUGUACCACAGUCGUCGCCACUACUCGGUCGGUGGCGACCGCGACCUUCCUCACCUCGGCCACCUCGUCUCCCUCUCCCCGAACCCGAAGGCGGCGCCGCCGACACCGGCGCCGGUGCGGACGCUGACGCCGACGCUGCCCCCACUGCCUUCCGAUUCCGACACGGACGAGGAGAAGCGGACGACGGCACGGAACCGCCGGCGCCGGCGCCGGCGCGCCGUCAGCGGGCGGCGGUCGUUCUCCUCGGCGAAGGCCACGGUGCGUGUGCGCUCGCCUAGGCCGCCUGCCGCGGCGGUGUCGGAGCUGGAGCGGUUCGCGGUGGUGCGGCGGACGCGGGACCCGCAUCGCGCGUUCCGGGCGUCCAUGGUGGAGAUGAUCGCGAGCAAGCGCAUGGUGGGGCGUCCCGACGAGCUGGAGACGCUGCUGGCGUGCUACCUGUCGCUCAACGCCGACGAGCACCACGACUGCAUCGUCAAGGUCUUCCGGCAGGUCUGGUUCGAGCUCAACAACGCCUCCCGUGCCACUGCCACCGCCCCGCCGCAGCGCACUGCGCACCUGAGCGGCUGAGCCUGCUGGCUGCUGCCGUGCUACCAGACCACCAACCGGCUCGGAAUCCGCACCGCACCCCUGCGGGCGUCGGCAUCCAUCAUGGCGUGUCCGGAGCCGACGUGGACGCUGAUUUCCACGCGUUAUUUUUCUGGGCCUACGUGCCGACGUGGCCUUUUCACGCGUGGCCGCGGAAAAGCUGUGGCCUGUUGCUGUGAGGGCGUACCCGCCCUCGCUUUUGAGGUGCUCUGUUGUUUGCGGGCGUGCGCGCACUGCAGUAUUGCGUGCUUCUUGAGUCUUGAGUAUUGUGUGUUUGUCAGCCCAGCUUCAGGUAGUGAAAUGCAUGAAAGGGACAAAAAUAACGCUACUCGUUUCAUGCACUUGGAACCGUAUGCUCCAGUCCUGUAAUUUGGCGGCAUGUAUCGCAUGCAAAAGAUUCCAAGAUCUCCAGUUUCUAGAGUUC